Molecule: messenger RNA, 1905 nt
Organism: Nymphaea colorata (pocket water lily)
Lineage: Eukaryota; Viridiplantae; Streptophyta; Magnoliopsida; Nymphaeales; Nymphaeaceae
Product: flavonoid 3'-monooxygenase CYP75B137-like
Exons: 2
Coding region: 72-1610 (512 amino acids)
Molecular function (GO): monooxygenase activity; oxidoreductase activity, acting on paired donors, with incorporation or reduction of molecular oxygen; heme binding
Source: RefSeq, a predicted model, not a curated record
UCGAAUUACUUGCAGCUAUCUUCAGUCGUCCAUGACAAGCCUGGAGAUCCUGACUCAUCCGAUUUUCGAUCAUGAUAGGCGACUUAAUCGCCAGUCCUAUCCAUCUCAUCGUGCUCCUUGCUGCCCUAUGGGCAGUGAUCUGGUACUUCCGGCGGCAGAACAGCCGACUGCCACCGGGCCCCAGCGGCUGGCCACUGAUCGGCAGCCUGCCGGCCCUCGGUGCGAUGCCCCACCACUCCAUCGCGGAGCUCGCUAAGCGCUACGGCCCCAUCCUCUCCCUCCGCCUCGGCACCACCACGGUAGUCGCCGCGUGCUCGGCGUCGGCGGCACGCGAGUUCUUGAAGCACAACGACACCAAUUUCCUGUCGCGGCCGCGGAACGCCGUGGCGAAGCACAUGGCGUAUGACUCAAAUGACAUCGUGUGGGCGGAGUACGGGCCUAAGUGGCGGAGCCUGCGGAAGAUCUGCGCCGUCCACCUGUUCUCUAACAAGGCGCUCGACGACUUCCGGCUCGUUAGGGAGAAAGAGGUGGGGAUCCUGGCGGCGUCAUUGGCGCGGGCAGGCGGGGUGGGGGAGAUCGUCGCUGUGGGGGAGGCAGUGCACUGCUGCAUCGCGAACGCGCUGGGGAUGGUGCUGAUAGGGAGAAGGGUGUUCGAGGAUGGGGAGGACGCCAGAGAGUACAAGGAGAUGGUUGUGGAGGGGAUGCAGCUGUUGGGGGUGUUCAACAUAGGGGACUUUGUGCCUUCGCUGGAGUGGAUGGACCUCAUGGGUGUGGCCAAGAAGAUGAAGGACUACUACCGGAGGCACGACGGCUUCAUGCAGAGGAUUAUAGAUGACCAUGCGUGCUCUUCUAGCGUUGGAUUGCAGGGCGACUUUCUCAGCGUGCUGCUGCGGCUGAAGGAUGAUCCCGUCGGUCUUGAUGGUCUCAAUGGCAAGCUGACGGAUAUUGACAUCAAAGCCUUGCUAACCGAUAUGUUCACAGCUGGUACGGACACUUCAACAAGCACCGUGGAAUGGGCAAUUGCCGAGCUGAUCAAGCACCCCCAAAUCCAAAAGAAAGUUCAGGCCGAACUCGAUUCUGUUGUUGGCCGGGACCGGCUGGUCAAUGAAUCAGACAUACCAAAUCUGACGUAUCUGCAGGCUAUUGUCAAGGAGACAUUCCGCCUCCACCCAUCGACGCCUCUCUCAAUCCCGCGCAUUGCCAGUGAAAGCUGCGAGGUAGCCGGCUACCACAUCCCCAAGGGUGCGCACCUCUUGAUCAAUGUCUGGGCUAUCAGCCGGGACCCGAGCAUAUGGACCUAUCCAUUGGAAUUCCAGCCAGAGAGGUUCAUGCCUGGAUCCAAGUAUGAGCACAUAGACGUAAGGGGGAAUGACUUUGAAGUGAUACCUUUCGGGGCAGGCCGAAGAAUUUGCCCGGGCAUGAGCAUGGGCAUAAGGUCGGUGCAGCUGAUCACCGCGACCUUGGUCCAUGGGUUCGAAUGGGAGCUGCCGGCAGGUCAGCUUUCAGAGGCAUUAAAUAUGGAUGAGUCUUAUGGAAUCACUUUGCAGAGGGCCAUGCCCCUCAAGAUCCACCCUAAACCCAGGCUUGCUUCAAGCGCUUACCUUACUUAGCUCACACGCAUGGUCUGUUUUUGAGCUAUAGACAUGUUUAGAUAUAUAAGACUAUGUAAAGUCUGGACUUCAGACUCAUGGGACUAUGUUUGGCUAGACCGCACCACCUCUCUCUCUAUUCCAGCCGAAAUCUCAGGCCGUCCAUUUAGCUGCAUGUAUAAGAGGCCGAGAUAUGUCCAAGGCUAUUGGAGAAACCUUCUCCUUCUAUGAGUGUGUUCUAUGAGUGUGUGUAUGUAUAUCUAUAUAUAAUAAUGUAGGUGUGUGUACACCUACUUCUAUUUUCCAUCAUUUUAAA